AUGCUCGAGAUUGUGACCUUACAAUUUGGCCAUUUUUCUAACUAUGUUGGUGCGCACUUUUGGAACACUCAAGAGGAAUAUUUUUCAUUUGAUACUGGUCAACAUGCUCAAGAAACUGCUGUUCUCCAUGAUAUUCUCUUUCGUGCAGGCAUUACUCAAAGUGGAAUCGAAACUUAUACUCCACGGUUGAUGGUUUAUGAUUUAAAAGGAGGAUUUGGUUCUAUUAAAAAGAUGAACAGACUUUAUGAUGAGACUUCAGAUUAUCAAGACGCUGACCAGAAAGAGUGUAAUUGGGAUUGGAAGUCUGAAACUUAUGCACAGGCUCCAUAUCCGAAGAAUGAAUAUUUACAAAGUUUGGAAGAAGAGGAAGAAAGGGGACAUACAGAUAAUAUGGAAAUUGAUUCGGCAGAAAAAAUUUUCUAUUUGGAUGAGACAGUGAAUACGUGGUCUGAUUUCAACAAAAUUUACUAUCAUCCAAAGAGCAUCAAUACCAUUUCCAAUUAUCAACUUGGUGAUGAGACUAUUCCUUUUGAUGUUUUUUCUUAUGGAAAGAAUGCAUAUCUUAAUCAGCAAAAGGAGGAAGAUUCGUUUGAAGAAAAUCUCAGGUUUUUUACGGAAGAAUGUGAUGCAAUACAGGGAUUUCAAGUAAUGACAAAUGUCAUUGACGGGUUUGGGGGAUUCUCGUGUAGUUUCAUUGAACGAUUGCGCGAAGAAUAUCCAAAGACAUCUAUUAUUAGUUUUGGUAUCACUGAUGGUCAGGAAUUGUCUCCAAUAGGACAUAAGAGAUAUUUUAAGCAGAUCAUGAAUUCUUCUCUCAGUACCAUCUUUUUGUCAGAAUUAUCGUCUUUGUUCAUUCCUUUGAACGUUAAUGCAAAUCUUUUGAGAAGCAGCUCAACCAAAUAUAUUCAGCCGACUAUAAAUUUACCAUAUCAUUCGAGUUGUAUUUUAUCUGCUGCAAUUGAAACUUCCACAUUUCCUUUUAGAUCACGUCGUAAUACUUUACACAUGCAUGAUUUGGUUACUCGACUCAACUGGCGCGGAAACACAAAAAUAGGAACUCUAGGCUUCGCAUUUCCACUACCGAUGAGCGUAUAUGGUGACGUAGAUGUUCAAACGUUAUUGCCCGAUGAUGAUCGUAGUGUUAUAAAUGAUCUUUCAUUCUCUUCAAAGCCCUGUCUAUCAACAAUUUAUGGACAGUCUGUGGUAGCAAGAGGGAUCCCUGAUGAAUUUCGUGCAGUUUCAAAGGUCGAACCAAAAAAAAAAUCGUCUAAUGUUAUUUCUGAUAUAUUCGGACGUUUCCAGUCUUUAGGGAGUUAUAAUAAUUCUUUUUUUGCAACUAACGUCUUCUAUCCUAUUCCAAAUUCUUUCCCUAAUAUAUUCAAACGUUUGAAUACUAAUGGGUACAUUGAUGAGUCGGCAAAGUUUAUAGACAUUCAUCCAAUUCAUUCUGCGCCAACAUUAUCUCAUCUCACCAUAUCCACUAGAGUUCACAAGCUUCUUCAAAAUUAUAAAACAGAUCUUCAGAAGAUCAAUUUCAACCUUUUUCCAGAAUUUAAUGAUGGUAGUGAAGGUUUAUCUCAUGAUGAGUUCUUAGAAGCAAGGGAGUCGCUAUGCAAUCUUUGUGAAGUUUAUGAAGGCG
Molecule: messenger RNA, 1639 nt
Organism: Cetraspora pellucida
Lineage: Eukaryota; Fungi; Glomeromycota; Glomeromycetes; Diversisporales; Gigasporaceae
Source: the annotation of a GenBank genome assembly